Molecule: messenger RNA, 663 nt
Organism: Maudiozyma barnettii
Lineage: Eukaryota; Fungi; Ascomycota; Saccharomycetes; Saccharomycetales; Saccharomycetaceae
Gene: PET18
Product: Pet18p
Exons: 1
Coding region: 1-663 (220 amino acids)
Cellular component (GO): cytosol
Source: RefSeq, a predicted model, not a curated record
AUGAAUUCUACUACUAGUAGUACCACACAGGCUCUACUUUCGAAAUACGCUUCUUUGUAUAAGGAGACUACUCAACAUCAAUUGACUAACGAAUUAUGUCAAGGGACAUUAAACGAUCGUACUUUGUAUGUUUAUUUGGCUCAGGAUCUGAUCUUCUUCGAGACUAGUCUAAGAUUGAUUUGCAAAGCUACUUCUUUAGCUCCAGAAUCCAGUAGUCUCUUAACAUUGGCUAAAAAAAUUGGGUUUUUUGCCAAUGAUGAAAAUACCUAUUUUAGAGAUUGUUUAAAAUAUUUGGAACCAGCCGUACCAUCCGAAAAUGAACGUCAAAAAUUUUUAGGGAUAAUGCUACCUGGUGUCGAUAAAUAUAUUAAAUUCAUUAAUGAAAGUGUCGUCGAUACAAGCAUGACUUACGCUCAAUAUAUUACUAUCAUAUGGGCUUGUGAACAAAUUUAUUUAAGUUGGGCUCAUGAUUCACCAAAGAAGGAAAAUUUACAUUGGAAAUAUCAAACAUGGAUUGAUCUACAUGAUGGUGAGCAUUUCAUUUCAUGGUGUGAUUUCUUAGAAGCAGAAGUAAAUAAAUUCUCAAUUGAAGAAGUUGAAAAACAAUUUACUACUGUCUUACAACAUGAAUACAAUUUCUUUGAUAAUUGUUACAAGGCUUGA